This is a messenger RNA of Mizuhopecten yessoensis (Yesso scallop), 1048 nucleotides long. Its product is annotated as transforming growth factor-beta-induced protein ig-h3-like. The transcript is spliced from 6 exons. The coding region runs from base 104 to 997 and encodes 297 amino acids. Lineage: Eukaryota; Metazoa; Mollusca; Bivalvia; Pectinida; Pectinidae. The record is from RefSeq and is a predicted model, not a curated record. Gene Ontology annotation, cellular component: extracellular matrix. Gene Ontology annotation, molecular function: cell adhesion molecule binding. Gene Ontology annotation, biological process: cell adhesion; extracellular matrix organization.
UCAUUGGUUGACCUUGAGAUAGGUGUGAUAAGAGGUGUCAGCUGGCAGUGCCACACCAGAGACAUCAGUCAGUCCCCGAGUCUCCGCCAUACCGACCGCCAACAUGCUUGUCCUUCUCGCCCUCGUCUUGCCCUGCGUCCUUGCCCAGUCCAACGACACCAUCAUCGAUGCCCUGAAGGCCAGCUCCCGAGAACAAACACUUGUCGCCCUCAUCCAGCAGGCUGGACUCACAGACGUACUCGCCACAGGAGGGCCAUUCACGAUCUUCGCCCCUGAUGACUCCGCCUUUAAUCGUCUCCCACCAUCGGCUCUCGCCGCGCUGAAGAACGACACCAAUGCCUUGGCAGAGAUUCUUAAAUACCACGUGGUCAGUGGCACAUACAAGAUAGCUGAUCUGAAGGUUAAUGAGAUGAUGAUAGAAACGCUGACCGGAGAUCAACUCAGAAUCAACGACUACUUGUACAAACAUAGAAUCACGAUAGAGGGCGCCUCUAUAACCUUUGCCGACAAGAUCUGCAGCAACGGAGUUAUUCAUCGUGUUAGCCAAGUUCUCAUGCCCCCUAAGGGGAGUAUCGUGGAUGUCCUCCAAGAUGACGGACACUUCAACACACUUAUUGCUGCUGCUCAGGCCGCUGGUCUGGUCGACGCUCUGUCAGAUGGGCCCAUCACCCUCAUGGCGCCUGAGGAUAGUGCUUUUGCACGUCUUGGAAAUGACACCGUUUCUAAACUCCUAGCCAAUCCAGAUAUUCUUGCAGAGAUUCUGAAGUACCACGUGAUCCACGGCAGUCUGUACUCAGCAGGCAUGCAUUCUGAAUACCUAAACACACUUGAGCUCCACGACCGCGAGAGACUCUAUGCCUCGUUCUCAGGAUACACCGUUAUGGUCGACGGAGCCCGCGUCGUACAGAAAGACAUGAGUGCCACAAACGGCGUCGUCCACAAGAUUGAUCACGUCCUCAUUCCUAGUAGCCUUAAGGCAAAAAUUGCUGCACUCUAAAUAUGCUCACUUGUUGAUUAAAACUACCACAUUCUGUGAUCAAAUUAUGAA